AUGGCGCAGAAGACGGCUGUGCGAAUUGCAACGCUGAACAUGAACGGAUUCGGCUGUCUAGCGAAGGACCACCCGGACAAUAAGUGGGGGAAAAUAUACAGACUCAUGAGCGAGCAACGAAUUGGAGUGUUGAUGCUCCAGGAAACGCAUCUAACAGAACAACGAAGAGCGGAUGUCCAACGAAUGUUUGCGGGGAGAAUCAAAAUAUAUUCAUCAGCCCAUCCGACGGCACCGACGCAGCGCGAGGGGGUUGCGAUAGUGAUCAACAAGAAGAUCAUAUGCGCGGCGAACACUGUGGUAGUAGAGGUAGUACCGGGCCGUGCGAUACAGCUCUCCAUCCCGUGGAGAGGCGGCGAAGUCCGGCGGCUCCUGUGCGUGUACGCCCCGACGUCGGCGGGUGCACAAGAGCGUAGGGUCUUCUUCCGAACGGUCCAAGAAUGGUACGACUCCCGGGAGGGCCGGCAAGUCCCACAUGUAAUGGCGGGGGACUUCAAUGUAGUGGAAGACCACCUAGACAGGGUCCCAGUCCCAACCGGCACGCCUGAUCCAUCGCUAGAGACCCUCGACGACCUGAAGAGGGCACUGUGCCUGAAAAUGGUCGACGGAUGGCGUCUCACGUACCCGGACACCAGAGAGUUCACCUUCCAGAGACUCUCCGAGGGGAGAGCGAUGAUGUCGAGACUGGACAGAAUAUAUCUCAGCGAAGAGACGAUGAAAUGGGCCCGUGAAUGGAAGAUCGAGCCAGUCGGUGUCAAGACCGACCACAGUAUGGUAUCGGCCCUGCUGACGACCGAAACUGCGCCAAAAGUCGGGAAAGGCAGGCCGAUCUUCCCGCUGCACCUAAUCAAGGAUAAGAAGCUGGGCAGGAUAAUGAAGUCUGAAGGAAUUAAGGCCCUGCACGAGCUUGAGGAAGUGGAGCGGCUGGGGAGAACGGACGCACACAACCCGCAGACGAUCCUAAUGGGGCUGAAGAAGGUAUGGCUGGCAGCGGCGAGGAAGCGCGAGAGGCAGAUCGUACCCCAGCUGGUGAAGGAGAUCAACGAGCUUAACAAGCAGGCAGAGAGACUGCAGGAAGGGGGGAACGACCCGGAUGAGGAGACGGCAGGAGAGAUAGCCGCACUCACCACGCAACUCAGGUCGCUCAAAGCGAGACGCGUGAAGCAACAGCAAGCAAAAUCGAGAGCACGCUACCGGAUACUAGGGGAGUCGCCGACAAAGUACUGGACGAGCAUGAAUAAGGAGCACACACCGAGAGAGCUCAUCCCGGCGUUCGAGAAGGAGAACGAGAGAGAUAAUGCAGGUGAACGUGUGUAUGAGACGGACACCAAGAGGAUGGCGGAGAUGGCAAGAGUGCACCACGAUGAUCUCCAGAAAGACGGUCCGGACGUGAAGCCGCGGGCGCAGCGGCUGAAAGACAUGGAGACAGCGCUGAACAGCCUGGAGGCGAGAGUCACUCCGGAGCAAGCGGAGGAGAUGGGAGCUUCAAUAGACUGGAGCGACUGUGAGCUAGCAUUGAAAUUCGCGAAGACGGGAACCGCACCGGGACUGGACGGCUUACAAUAUGAAGUAUGGAAGGCGAUGCACGCACGAUUUGUCGAGGACUCGCGGCACGAGGAGCGAACAAAGCUGGAUGUGCUCAGGAUUCUGCAGGCCGCGUUUGAAGACAUCCAGAAGCACGGAGUCUGCGAAGGUUCGACGUUAGCGGAUGGGUGGAUGUCACCUAUAUACAAGGAACAAGGAGAACGCACGAAGGUGGUCAACUAUAGGCCGAUCACACUUCUGAACACGGACUACAAGCUCCUGAGCAAGAUCCUUGCCAUACGGCUA
This is a messenger RNA of Trametes versicolor FP-101664 SS1, 1827 nucleotides long. RefSeq names its product DNase I-like protein. The record is from RefSeq and is a predicted model, not a curated record. Gene Ontology annotation, cellular component: nucleus. The annotation marks the transcript as partial. NCBI's taxonomy places the organism in Eukaryota, Fungi, Basidiomycota, Agaricomycetes, Polyporales, Polyporaceae. The transcript has a single exon. Gene Ontology annotation, molecular function: DNA-(apurinic or apyrimidinic site) endonuclease activity; phosphoric diester hydrolase activity; double-stranded DNA 3'-5' DNA exonuclease activity. Gene Ontology annotation, biological process: base-excision repair.